This is a messenger RNA of Neurospora crassa OR74A, 1569 nucleotides long. RefSeq lists its product as hypothetical. Lineage: Eukaryota; Fungi; Ascomycota; Sordariomycetes; Sordariales; Sordariaceae. The record is from RefSeq and is a predicted model, not a curated record. Gene Ontology annotation, cellular component: membrane. Gene Ontology annotation, biological process: transmembrane transport. Gene Ontology annotation, molecular function: transmembrane transporter activity. The coding region runs from base 1 to 1569 and encodes 522 amino acids. The transcript has a single exon.
AUGCCCCGCACGCCGUUCUCUUCCCCUUCCUCCUCCUCCGCCAUCACGACCAACUCCUCCCCCUCGAUUCGCUCUCUGCUGGUACUAGUCGCCCUUGUCAAUCUCGCCUGGAGUCUCUACCAGCUCCCGCUCAACCGUGUCAUUGAACGCAGACUCUGUCGCGACUUCUAUCUCGGCGCCGACCCUUCGGCAAUUGGCCAUGAUGGAAGCGUGCCUGAGGAGCUGUGCAAGCUGGACGGCAUCCAGCAGGAUCUGGGUAGCAUGCUGGGCCUCAUGGAGACGGGCUGGGUUGCUGGCGACUUUGUCAUGACCAUCCCCCUCGUGUUGCUUGCUGACCGCUACGGCCACGCCCGAGUCCUGCGGCUCAACCUCGUGCCUCGUGUCCUUGUGCUCUGCUGGACGCUUGCCGUCGGCUACUUCGACCACGCCCUUCCCCUGCCCGCCCUUGCCCUUGGCCCGCUCUCGUCAGUCCUCGGCGGAGACUGUGUCUUCAACUCGAUUGUGUACUCGCUGGUCUCGUCGGCUACCCAUGACGAUGUGCAAAGAGCUACCUUCUUCGGCCAGGUGAAUGCAGUCUCGGCCAUAUUCGCCGCCCAGCUUGGUCCUGCUCUGGCCUCUGGCACCAUGAGCAUACUGCUGUGGCUUCCUUUGUGUGCCGGCGUCGUCCUUCUUCUCGCCGCUGUGCCCGUCAUCUCUGGUCUUCCCGCAUCAAACACCGGCAGUCAUAGACGCCAGCACGACCAAGAGUCGAUAGCGCCCUUGCUACCGCAAGACCUGCCUUAUCGUCCGGAUCCCACGCUCAGCAUCACAAGCCUCAAAGAGUCCAUCUCUGGCCGCAUCUCGUCCGUCUUCAAGGUCAUGACCAGCUACCCGCCCAACUUUACACUCCUGCUCGCUAGCUUCUUCUUUACCUCUCUGGCCAGCUCCGACACCAAGCUCAUGGCCCAGUACAUCUCUAAGCGAUAUGGGUGGAAGUUUACCUCGGUCGGCUACUUGCUAUCGGGAAAGGCAGUCUUCAACUUUUUCCUUCUCUACCUUAUUAUCCCUACUAUCUUGCGCCGGCGCCGAUCCCAAUCUUCCCCAUUGUCUUCCUUUCAGUCCCGACGCCUCUCGGACCCGGACGUCUUCGCGAUUCAGGACCACAAGGUGGCCGAUGGAUACAACAUCAGCUAUGCUCAAACAUGCCUUAUAUUUUCUGUUCUGGGUGUCGUCGCUAUAGCCAUGGCUUCGACGAUUUGGACCCUGGUACCGUCACUGCUGCUUUACGCCAUGGGCAUCGCACUCCCCAUGUUUACGUACUCGCUACUCAAAUCACCGUCGUUAUUACCAGACCCCAGUGGGCCGGAGAUCCGCGCGGCUGGCGAUGCCACUGUUGUGGUUUCGGAAGCUCAGAUUUUCUCAAUCGUUAUGCUGGUCAAAACGGUAGGCUUGCUGGUCGGGGCACCGACCAUGGCUGCUUUAUGGGUGCAAGGCGUCAAGGUCGGCGGGUGGGCGCUGGGUUUACCGUACUUUCUGAGCGCUGCUUAUUAUGCGCUUGCCAUGUUCGUGUUGUCGAGAAUAAAGCUUUGA